AUGGAGGCUGAGCAUUUAUCUACUGAGCCUAGGAUUGUUUACAUGAUAAAACCUCCUAAUAAUUCCUAUAAGCUUAAUGUUGAUGGUGAGGUCAAGGUUUCUAGUUCGGGUUGUGGUGGCCUUAUUAGGGAUGGUUACGGGAAUAAUAUCAUGGCUUUUGUAGGUCUCGUACAUUAUUGCUCGGUGAAUUUUGCUGAGCUUUCCGCUAUUUUGCAUGGGAUAAAAUUAUGUGUUUCUCUUGGCAUCUCUAAUAUCUCGAUUGAAGUUGAUUCUACUUUCAAUAUUCAUUGUUUAAGUAACGUGGAUGAUAUUAUGUGCAACCAGGAUCUUUUUUAUCUUGUUAGGGACAUUAAACAGUUACUGAUUUUUGUUAAUUACUCCCUUUCUCAUGUGUAUAGGGAGGGGAAUGCUUAUGCUAAUUAG
Molecule: messenger RNA, 423 nt
Organism: Dendrobium catenatum
Lineage: Eukaryota; Viridiplantae; Streptophyta; Magnoliopsida; Asparagales; Orchidaceae
Exons: 1
Coding region: 1-423 (140 amino acids)
Molecular function (GO): RNA-DNA hybrid ribonuclease activity; nucleic acid binding
Source: RefSeq, a predicted model, not a curated record